Paramecium sonneborni is the source of this 566-nucleotide messenger RNA. The record is from the annotation of a GenBank genome assembly. Lineage: Eukaryota; Ciliophora; Oligohymenophorea; Peniculida; Parameciidae.
UUAAUAAUUAAUUAAUGAAGAGUGGAAACAUUAAAACAGAAGCUUAAUAUGCUAAAGCUAAUUUUUAUUAUAGUGAUGGAACAGGUAUUAAAGAAUAUUAAAUAUAAUAAAGGUCGUGAUACUUAUGUUCAAUUUGAUAACGGUGGAUUAACAUUACAUGCUUAGAGAUGUCAUUAAGCACCUGUUGGUAGUUUUAUACCUAAAAAAUCAACUAAAAUUUAUAGACCUUAAUCAAGCAAUAAGACUUUACAUUAUAUUAGUAAUGGAAGUGGAAGAGAUAAUUAUAUUUUGUAAAUAGUAUUUAUUAUAAAAAUGUUAAUAGAGAUUGUCAUGGUGGAUUAAUGAAUACAUAAGCAGAUAGUCAUUGGUUAGUCUCAUUUAAAUAAGGAUUGAGAACACCUGAUAGAACAAGGUAAUUAUAUUCAUAUACAACUUUAUAUAGACCUCGUUCUGGUGCUAAAACACCUUAAUAUUCUUAUCAAUAAAGAAUUUGUAGACGUCUUUCUGUUCCAAAAUAUAAAAAUAUUCCAUUUGAAAAACAAUUAUAAAGUCAAGAUAUCAUAUGA